UGGGCGGCUGCUGCUGAGAGGGGCUCGGAGCCGUGCGCGAUGGGAGCGGUGUGGCUGUGCCUCGGGCUGGGCUGGGCGCUGGCGGCCCGUGUGAGCAGAGCGGAGGACUCGAGAUUGCAGCGGGGCAUGCCAAAUGUCUGCCCCAUGUUGGAGCUGGUGUUGGUGGGACACCAACAGCCAUGUGUUCAGGCCUUCAGCCGCAUGGUGAAGAUGUGGAAACAGGGCUGCACAGGGAGGAGGUGGUGCAUGGGAUACGAGAGGAGGUCUGGUUACUACACUGUGUACAAGCAGGUGUACAGGAUGGAGCACCAGACAGUCUAUAAGUGCUGCCCUGGGUGGGCUCAACACAACAGCGAACCUGGGUGCUUGCAUAUGCUGUGUGCUGACAACACUUGCUUCAAUGGAGGAAAGUGUUCUGAAGAAGGACCUCACGUGUGCCAGUGUCCUGCAGGAUUUCAGGGUCCUCGCUGCCAAUAUGAUGUAAAUGAGUGCAGUACUGAGAAUGGAGGCUGUCAGGACCAGUGCUGUAACACCAUCGGCAGCUAUCACUGCAAAUGUCCAGCUGGCCAGAAACUGGGGGAGGAUGGGAAAUCGUGUGGAGAUGUGGAUGAGUGCGCAGAGGUGAAUGGUGGCUGCCAGCAUGGCUGCAUUAACACCCACAGCUCCUUCCACUGCCACUGUUGGGCAGGAUACAGGCUGCACUCUGAUGGCCGCACAUGCUUGAUGAUAGACCCCUGCACAAGUGGGAAUGGAGGAUGCUCACAAAUCUGUCAAAAUGAGAGAGGAACUGCCAAAUGCGAGUGUCACCCAGGGCAUUAUCUUUCUACAGACAAGAAGUCCUGCUUAGACAUUGAUGAGUGUGCAGAAGGGACAGCCAGGUGUGCUCAUCGCUGUGUGAACAUGCUGGGAUCCUUCACCUGUGCCUGUAAUCCCGGCUUCGAGCUGGGGGCUGAUGGGAAGCAGUGCUACCGCAUUGAAAUGGAGAUAGUGGACACCUGCCAGCAGGACAAUGGUGGUUGCUCCCACCGCUGCGAGCACACAGCAACAGGGCCACGCUGCUCCUGCCAUGACGGCUACGAGCUCAGCUCAGAUGGCAAGGCAUGCACAGACCUGGAUGAGUGCGAGACUGGCGAGUCAUGCUGUUCCCAGUUCUGCAUCAACUAUGUGGGCAGCUACGAGUGCACUUGCAGAGCAGGCUUCCAGACCAGUGCUGAUGGCUGCGGCUGUGACGACGUGGAUGAAUGUCGUCUUGAGAAUGGCAACUGUGACCACGUCUGCAUUAAUUCCCUUGGAUCAUAUGAAUGUGUCUGCAAGGAGGGGUACCGGCUGGGCACUGACCGCCGUGCCUGCAUCGUGUUAGGAGGGGACUCUUCAGUGUCGGGCUUUGCAGGGGCUCCUGGGCUGCAGUUCAGAGGUGCCCCCCAACUCCUGCACUACGUGCUUGGGGCUCCACGCAAGGAUGAGGAGCAACGAGGGGAGCUGACACUGGUGCACAGAGCCGUUUGCCUUGAUAACACUUUUGGCAAUGACUGCAGCUUGAGCUGUGAGGAUUGUAUGAAUGGAGGCAGAUGUAACAGUGAGAACAGUGGCUGUGUUUGCUCACCUGGAUGGACCGGCAUCAUCUGCAAUGAAACUUGCUCCCAGGGGAUGUAUGGUGAUGGUUGUGCCGGUAUCUGCAAAUGCCAGAAUGGAGGCUCCUGUGAUCCCAUCACAGGGCUGUGUCACUGCCCACCAGGAGUCCAAGGGCCAUUUUGUGAAGACGGUUGUCCCAAGGGAUUUUUUGGGAAGAACUGCAACAAAACAUGCAACUGUGCCAACAGCGGCCACUGCCACCGGCUGUAUGGAGCCUGCUUGUGUGACCCUGGGCUGUAUGGACGCUUCUGCCACCUCACCUGUCCCAGGUGGGCUUUUGGUGCAGGCUGCUCACAGGAGUGUCAGUGUGUGAAGGAGCACGCGAUGGGAUGCAGUGCACAGAACGGGACCUGCAGCUGCAAGCCUGGGUAUCAUGGCAAGAAGUGCCAAAAAGCAUGCACACCUGGCUUUUAUGGGGCUGGUUGCAAACUGAGGUGCAACUGUUCCACCGACGUUUUGUGUGACCAUGAGACGGGAGCCUGCAAGCAUCCGUGCCCACCUGGUUUCCAUGGAGAGAAAUGCAACUCCUCUUGCCAGCCUGGGAGUUUUGGAGGGGGCUGCAGGCAGAACUGCAGCUGCGGGGGAGCACCCUGUGACCCAAAGACUGGGCGUUGUAUCUGCCCAGCUGGGAAAACCGGUACCAAGUGUGAGAGAGAGUGCCCUGUUGGAUACUAUGGACAAAACUGCCAGCUGCAAUGCAGCUGCAGCAAUGAUGCUCUGUGUCACCACAUCACCGGAGAGUGCACGUGUCCCCCUGGCUGGACUGGCCAUGACUGCAAGUACCCCUGCAAUAGCGGCCAUUGGGGACAGCACUGCAAAAACUUCUGUGCCUGCAAUAACAGUGAUGGGAGCUGCGAUCCUGUCACUGGGUCCUGCUUCUGUGAGCCAGGAUUCACUGGGAAACACUGUGAGCAGAGAUGUCCUGAGGGAAGCUUUGGUCCCAGUUGCAUGCACAGCUGCCAGUGCCAGAAUGGGGCUGCGUGUGACCAUGUGAGCGGAGCCUGCACGUGUGGUGCUGGAUGGACUGGGACCUUCUGUGGGAAAGCUUGCCCACAAGGAUUUUUUGGGCUUGACUGCCACCAGGUGUGCAACUGCAAGAACGCUGCAGGCUGUGACCAUGUCCUGGGGACCUGCAGCUGCCUCCCGGGCUGGAGGGGAGAGACCUGCGAGCUGCCAUGUGAAGGGGACAGGUUUGGGGAGGGCUGUGCUCACACCUGUAAUUGUCACAACGGAGCACUCUGCGACCACGUAACAGGGACAUGUACCUGCACCCCAGGCUGGGGAGGAGCCACCUGCCAAGAAGCCUGUCCCCCAGGCUGGCAUGGUGUCGGCUGCCUGCAGCGCUGCAUCUGCCCUGGACAAACUGCAUGUGACCCUGUGACCGGCGAGUGCCAGUGUUCCAAGGGCCAGACAGGAACACCCUGCAAGCCUGCAUGUCCCCCAGGAUUUUUUGGACAGAGGUGUGAAGAGCAAUGUGACUGCAUUCACAGCGUGUCCUGCCACCCCCAAACAGGGGCCUGUCGCUGUGCCAAGGGAUGGCGAGGCAGGCACUGUGACAAACCCUGUUUGCCUGGCUACUAUGGUGCGGGUUGUGCCCGGCGGUGCCGCUGCCCUGCAGGCACCCCCUGCCACCACCUGACUGGUGAGUGCGGCUGUCCUCCAGGAUUCACUGGCCAUGGCUGUGAGAGAACUUGUCCACCAAACACAUAUGGCCAGAGCUGCAGCCAAGCCUGUCGCUGCCGUGCUGAGGAGGACUGUCACCCCAUCACUGGGCAAUGCGUGUGCCGCCCAGGCUAUCACGGGGCCCAGUGCAACCUCCCAGGGUGUCCAGAAGGUACUUAUGGUUCAAACUGCCAAAAAUCCUGUAAAUGCAUGAAUGGAGGCCAUUGCGACCCAGUGUCGGGAACUUGUGAUUGCGCGCCUGGUUUCAUUGGAGCCGACUGUAGUAAAACUUGCCCAGAAAAUCGAUACGGGAAGGACUGUGCCCUGUUCUGUGCAUGCGGUAAAGGUCAGUGUGACCCACGGACUGGCAGCUGUACCUGUCCUCCUGGCCAAAUGGGACCUGGCUGUCAGCAAGUGUGUCCCCAGGGACGGUUCGGCCCCAGCUGCCUUCUGACAUGCAGCUGUCAGAACGGUGCUAUCUGUGACCACGUGGAUGGCAGCUGCACUUGUGGACUCGGCUGGACAGGAAAAUCGUGUGAGAAAGAAUGUCUCCCUGGCAAGUAUGGCCCCAGCUGCAGCUUGGACUGCUCAUGCCAGCACAACGGCACCUGCGACAGGUUCACGGGGUGCUGCCUCUGCCCCGCAGGGUUCUAUGGGCGCUCCUGUGAGCACAGGUGCCCCUCUGGGUUUUAUGGGCUGAGCUGCCUUCAUGCAUGUGCCUGUAAAAACGGAGCAAGCUGCGAUGCCGUGAUGGGACAGUGCGUUUGUCCUCCGGGGUACCACGGUAUCCAUUGUGAGAAAGGCUGUGCCAGCGGGCGCUUUGGUGAGCGAUGCCAGCACCGGUGCAACUGCGGAGGAGCUCCCUGUGACCCAGCCACUGGGAAGUGCCUCUGCCCACCUGGAAAGACAGGGGACAAAUGUGACAUUGGCUGCCGUUCAGACCAGUAUGGCCCCGACUGCUCUCUGCAGUGCCAGUGUGCCAGCAAGUCCCAGUGCAACCCUUACAAUGGGAAAUGUGUCUGUCCAGCCACAUGGAUGGGGCCAACCUGCAAGGAAGGUGGCCCUCCAAAGCUUCCUUUUCAUGAAGAACAAACUCAAGAAAGAGGGAAUAUUUUUCCGAGAGCUCUACAACAGUAACAUUUGGACUAAUAAAUGAACUCUUUUAUAUGCACAGACGGUAUUUGAAUUUGGAUAUGAAAACAGUCAAGCUGGAUACCUUCUCAAACCCUGGAUCCUGAAGGACUUUUCCUGUGUGUUGACCCACAACUGACUGCUGCAGCCAUGCCCAGCAAUUAUUUUGCAGGGCCAAAGCUCUAGAUUCUAACACUAUAAAGCAAUUUUCAGUAGCAAGCAAGGACUCUCUGCUUUUAGAAAGCAACACUUAAACCAUUUAGUGAAGCUGUUGAAGUUAUUGCAGUAACCCCUCAGUCCCAGUGGCUGCAGUUAAGAGCCGAUCAAAUGUAGACAUGCCAGGAAUCCAGUUUUGAAUGAUUUAUAUGUCUUGUAAGAUGUGCAGUGAGAUUCCUUUCUGUAUGUCGUCAACAAAGAGUAAGAUCAGUACGAGCAGAGGCUGCAGGGGCAAUUCCUGCCUGUCGGUUUGGCUUUUUUUACUUUUCUAUUUGACAUUUAUGUUGUGGUAGCCAGUGUGGAUCUUGGCCUUGCUCUACUAGGCACAUGAGAAAUCUGCUCUUAAUUAUUACUUUAACCUUAAGGGUAUGUAUGAAGUACAGAACAGCAAGCAUUAAAGCAUCAUGUUAUAUAUGGGAUGUACUCCUGGGUAAUGAGGAGUGGGAUGGCUGCAGGGUCAGCCUCAUAAUGAAGGCUGUGGUCAGGGUGCUGCCCUACUUGAACCUUUUGCUGUGCCCUAUUCUACUCUCUUUCCCCCUCUGAGAGCAAGAAGUUUGACCAGACACCUUCAAGAGCUAUUAGAACUGUUCACAGACACAUUUAACAUGUUAAACUUUUACAAGAACUAGUGAAUUUGAUCAGAAAAUAGUUAUUUUUGGCUGCCAAUGUGGCAAAACCACUUAAAAUGCAAACUCAAGAAUGUGUUGAAAGGAGACAUUUUGCCAGCACCACUAUUGUUGUAGCAAAGUCUCCCCUCAGAUCCAGUGGGACUCUUUUCUCCACCAUAUAUUAUUCCAAAAGUCAAGGUGGAAGUCAAGAGCCUGGAAAAUCUUAAUGUCAUUGAAAAGGGUGUUGGCAGGGUUGUUUUGGUUUGGUUUCUUGUUGCAAAGCUUUUCUUCUGUGGAGUGGCACCUGGCUUUUUUCUUCCUUUGGACAUUAAUUUCUUCCUUUUGCACAUUAGUUUGAUAGCCUUGCACCUUUAGUUCAUAAAGUUCCACCUAUAAGGUAUAAUGGAGACACGUGAUUUGUGGGCAGCACAUUACAGAAUCACAGAAUGGCCUGAGUUGGAAGGGACCUCAAGGAUCAGGAAUCUCCAAGCCCCCUGCCACUGACAGGGCCACCAACCUCCACAUUUAAUACCAGACCAGGCUGUCCAGGGCCCCAUCCAACCUGGCCUUGAACACCUCCAGGGUGUUCAUUAGGCAGCGCUUCCAGCACUCUGAAGUCAGUUUUUCACUAAGAAAAAAAGAGAGAAAAAAAAAAGGUAUGUUAUAAUGAUGAAUUUGAGGUGAAUUUUCUGUUAGUUCUGAUUCCUAACUUAAUAAUAAUAAUAAUAGUAAUAGUAAUAAUAAUAAUAAUAAUAAUAAUAAUUCUUAUUUUUUUAAUAAUUCUUCAGUGUAAAUCCUAAAACUUCUGCUAACAAGGGAGAUGCUCCAGAGAUGCAGAUUUGGUUCCCCCAGAGAAUGCAGCAGGUCUAUAAAGGUUUGGGAAAGAAUGAUUUCACCAAACCAUAGCAGCAGGAAAAGUUCAUUUAGUGUAUGUCUUGGUGAGUGCUUGUGCAAGCAGAGAACAGUCACUGAACAUUCCAGGCACUGAAAAAGGGGCCAAUCCACAGUGCAUGUUAUCUUGAAUACAUAAAUGGUGCUUUAGAGCACUGAGCUAAGGCAAUCACGUGAUAAGCGCGUGCCAAGUCAUGUGAGAUGUAAAAUACAUAACAGCUGAUAAAGGCAUGUUUUAUUUUGAGUGGGCAUAAAGGAGGAUGUUGAAAACUGGGUUUCUUCCUGACUGCACUGCCAGGAAUACAAAGCACCACACAGGAGACUUUGAAGGUCCCUCUGGGAAAAAUGCCAUUACCAACUGAACUAUGGUGUGUUGUCCAAGUUGCCCUGAAGGAAUCUCUACCAGAAACACCUGUUAACAAUAAGGACUUGUUAACAUUUCACAAUUAUUUUCCCAAGUAUGUUAUUGCUACACCAGUUCCCAACACCAGAAAAUUUGGCAAACAUUAAAUGCACACGGUACUUCUGUAAACCUCUGGUCUGUCUGCAUCUGCAGAGACCAAGAUAAAGCUGUACCUUCAAGUCUGGUGAGGACUCAGAAGAGCUAAGCUCGCAUUUGGUGGGGAGGGAUUGAUGAAGUUUGUUGAGCUUACAUUUGAGAUCCUCUGGGAACUUGUGUUAGGGAAGAGGUGUUUGUCCAGAUACGAAAGAUGAUCUACUCCAGGUCCUCCUUACCAUAGCAUUAUCUAUCAUAGACAGUUUAUUUACCUGUCCAUUGGAUUCUCACUUUGUAACUAUCCAUUUUCAGUUCCAAAGUGGGCCCACUUCAUUAUAGGUGAUAAAUGGCUGACUUCUGCUUUUCAUGCCAUUCCCCUGAUAUUGCGUAGCAUCUCUUCUCUACUCUAUAUGCAGAAAGAACAAAGAGUUCUGAUUCCUUAACUCCAAAGAACCAUCAGUUCGUGCCACCUGUAUAUCCACGAUUUAUCAGAGACAUGAGCUUCUUCCUUCAACAUGCGUUUACGGAGAUCUUUAUAUGUAUGGUCAAUUUCUGCCCAUGAAAAUCAAAGCUGUUGGUCUUUAAAACCAGUACUAAGAGCCUGUCUUCAUUCUUGGGUCUGUAGGUAUAUUAAAAAUGUCAUGAUGCACAUUCUCAGUGGAGUUUUUGAUGGGAAUAGGUGAAUUCAAACCUGCUGAGAUACAAGAGGGAGGUAGAUUUGGCUUCUCCUACAACUUGGACCUCUCUCUGCUUGAGGAAUUAAUCUUGGAAGGUGCUGAGAGCUCUGAAGGGCCAGUGAAGUCAGUAGGAUUUGAAGUUUCUCACAGCUCGAUGGACAGGGUUCCUUACAGGGGAUAAUUACCCUGCUCCAACCCGGCCAGGAAAGCCUUUAAGCACUGCUUAACUUCUAGGAUGUGAGGAGUCCUCUUAAAUAGGGUCUGAGUAUUACUGUCCCAGAAGUGACUGGAAGGUUCACAAAGGCCUUGGGAAAGAGCUGAUUCAAAAUAACUCUGUCACCUCUGGAAACAGCAAAAUUCAAGCCAUGGGCACUGACUGCAGCUCUGCUGGACGCCAUCAGAGGGUCGGUAGAGCUCAGAGGUUUCAGCAAUCCGAACUAUCUGAUCUCACCUAAUAACACUGCAGCACGCCGACUGAUCGGUGCAGCCGCCUUUGUUCCUAGGUAGGCUCCACCAAGACGUUCAGCUCUAUUUGCUUUGGCCACUUUUGGGAUGGCCAUGAGCACCAAAACCAGCAUGCAAUAACAUCACAAUGAAAUGUUGCCGCAGGCCUGAUGCUGCAAGGCAAGUAAGUGAUUUAUUGCUGUAUGUGGCUUCGUGUGUGCUUCUGUAUUAGCAGCAGUGGCUCCAGAGGCAGGGGCUGCUUUUGGAAGGUGCUGAGCAAUGAAUUAUUUUAGGGCCCUUCUGCAGCAGACACUGACUACUAAGUGGCUGCUAGCGCAGCCUCUUAAGUGUGGUUUUAGCAGUAAAGAUGCCUGUUUCAACUUCACCUCCAAGGGAAAUGUCCUGGCGUAUUUAAUGUGUGCUUAAUUGCAUUUUAACCCUUUCUUUAAGUCGUGUUAAACUGAGGGCUCUGGAUGCUGAGAUUAAGCAGAAAAGCACUCACGUGUCAUUUGGAUAACUCACCCAACUCUGCAGAGACCUGGGGCUUAACAAGAAACACUCGGUGCUUAAGAAGGUUUUCAUUUCUGCUCUGAGCUAAACAUUACUUCUCACGUCUGAAUUCUGAAGUGUGCGAAGAAAAUGCGUUGCUUUGGUUUCACACUCAUGCCUCAGAGGGACAUGUGGGUGCGGCUGAGCCAUUCCAAUACUGCUGUGCCAUCCUGAGGAUGACUUAAGCACGUUUCUUCUCUCCUAGCAUCAUACCACAUUUAGACUGGGACAAAGGCACGUCGUGUUCUCCUGGGGGCUGUGGGGACGUUUAGGAAGAACCCAGACGCUGUUUGUCCGAUCGGCGCCAGCCAGGAGAGAAUGGAGGCUCAAAAAGAUCCCCGACCAUGCUCAGCCUACAGGUGUGGUUUGCAUGAAAAUCUCAGGCCUGUAGGUCACAGCUUGCCAUUGACAUGCGCUCAAUGCUUGGCAUCUGGCAGUGCCACCCAAGGCAGUCUGUGCCUGUCCUUGCUGUGUUCAACCAUGACAAUGCCCGUGUUGCUGCCUGGUGAUAAUCAAGGCUAAAAUGCAUAAAGCUUUAAUGAAGAGAUUUGUACAUAAAAGCAACUGUUCCCAAUCCUGUGUCAAACUAUUUUAUACAAAAAGAAAAUCAAUUCAGUUACUACUUUAAAG
This is a messenger RNA of Coturnix japonica (Japanese quail), 8936 nucleotides long. NCBI's taxonomy places the organism in Eukaryota, Metazoa, Chordata, Aves, Galliformes, Phasianidae. The record is from RefSeq and is a predicted model, not a curated record.